CAAAAAGACCAUAUUGUCCUCCAUGAUAUAAGUAUAUCAAUAUGGUACAAUGUUCUGAAUUCUGAUACAAAGGUCGAAUCUUUAAAGUUCCCCUGUAAAAUCAAUCAGUGGGCUAACAAUGGCACCGGCGAAGAAAGGCAAAGCAAACAACGAGUCAACUCGGAAAACUCAGGCGAGUCAGAGUGAACCCAAUCAAUUUCCGUCAUGUCUAAAAUCAAUUCCACCUUCUUCCGUUGCUAUCACAAUCCACGCUAAACCCGGCUCCAAACUCUCCUCCAUCACUGAUGUAGGAGAGGAGGCAGUAGGAGUACAGAUUGAUGCACCUGCUAGAGAUGGUGAAGCCAAUGCCGCUUUACUCGAUUUCAUCAGCUCUGUUAUUGGUGUUAAAAAGAGGCAAUGUUCUAUUGGUUCAGGUUCCAAGUCGAGGGACAAAGUGGUGAUUGUGGAAGAUGUAACUAUAAAAAGUGUGUUUGAUGCUUUGAAUAAAGAUGUGAAAUCCUAGCGAAGGAUCAAAUGGUGAGAUGAACAAUAUGUAUAAGAGAACUUUGUCGAAGUUAGGAGUUGACCUAAAUCUAAUUUUGCUACCAAGCCUCAGCUUUUCUGCAGUUGUUUUUCCAUAAAUCAGCCAUCAGUUACUCGUAUCAACAAGCUGGCAACUCCCAUUACAGUAUUUUGUCAAGGUGCUUUGUAAGGAUUGAAUAUAGGGGCAGAGUGCAGGCUGCAGAGUUCACUUGCAAUAUAUAGGUGCAGAGUGCAGGCUGCUGAGUUGCUCUUGUAAUAUCUUUAUCCGAAAUUCUUUGGAUGAUGUUCUUCAGAGUUUUAAGACCACUGUAUAAUACUUGGUGUUUUUCUUCCCUUGAUUUGGUGUAUAAUUGUGCCUCUAAUGAUGUGAAUAGUGUAGACUUGGGAUUAUACCUUAUUACUAGCUUUUCCAGAUCAUUCUAACUCAUCUUGGAGGCAUUUUUUAAGCUGAUGAUUGUAUUCCAAGUCUUAAUUACAGCUGCUCUAAAGCUUAUUAUACUUCAUUAAUUUUGAUUUGCA
This is a messenger RNA of Chenopodium quinoa (quinoa), 1041 nucleotides long. RefSeq names its product UPF0235 protein C15orf40 homolog. The transcript has 3 exons. Bases 119 to 502 code for a protein of 127 amino acids. Lineage: Eukaryota; Viridiplantae; Streptophyta; Magnoliopsida; Caryophyllales; Amaranthaceae. The record is from RefSeq and is a predicted model, not a curated record.